AUGGACAGUCGAUCUAACUAUAUUCAGGAGAAGAUCAAAUCCUCUUCUGGGGAAGCCUACAUCCGCAAGUGGGUCAAGGGAAAUUUCCUUGGCAAAGGAGGCUUCGCCAAGGUAUAUGAGUUUAUGAAUACUGAGACCAGGGAGACAUUUGCUGCUAAAGUUAUCCCUAAGGAGUCCCUUUUGAAGAAGAGAGCUAAGCAGAAGCUUAUUUCUGAAAUCAAAAUUCACAAAUCAGUCAAGCACAAGCAUGUUGUUGGAUUUGAGCAUUACUUCGAAGAUUCAAGCUGUGUCUAUAUUCUGUUGAAUUUAUGUCCGAAUCAAAGUUUGAAUGAACUUUUGAAAAGAAGAAAAAGGCUUCAUGAGAUUGAAGUCAGGUACUACACUCUUCAGAUUGUCUCCGCUCUGGAGUAUCUCCACAAGAAUCGAGUCAUUCACAGAGAUCUCAAGCUGGGAAAUUUAUUUAUAAAUGAAGAUAUGGAUCUCAAGCUUGGAGAUUUUGGACUUGCAGCUAAGUUGGAUUUCGAUGGUGAGAGAAAAAGAACAAUCUGAGGUACUCCAAAUUAUAUCGCUCCAGAGGUUUUAGAAGGCCGGAAUGGUCACUCUUAUGAGGUUGAUAUAUGGUCCUUAGGAGUCAUCAUCUAUACUCUUAUCGUAGGAAAGCCUCCUUUUGAGACUUCUAAUGUUAAAUCAACUUAUGAUAAAAUUAGAAAGAAUUCUUAUUACUUUCCUGAACAUGUCUCUAUAUCAAAAGAGGCGAAAAGUUUGAUAAAAUUGGUACUAAAUUCGAAUCCAACCAAAAGGCCGACAUUAGAGGACAUCAAAGAUCAUCAGUUCCUCGUUCUUCCAAGCCCACCGACGCUACAUCCAUCUCUGUUGGCAUGUCCUCCUACCAAGACUUUCAUUAAUAAAUACAGUAUCACUGCUUCUACCACAGAAUCUCUUGGAAUUAAAAAGAACAAUUUCUUGGGUAUGAGUGGAAAAUAUUACUCUUCCAAGAAUUUAAAGUCUGGCAAAGAAAAUAUCCUGACUAAAAUUGUGCCAAAUACAGCAAAGGACACUCGGGACAAGGCUAAUACUGAAAAUAUCCUUUCAGGCUUUCGCUUAUCUUCAAGGACAACUAGGAAGGAGGACCAAAAGAUGUCGGAAAUAGCCCUCAAAUCCUUUGAAGUGCCUAUCCAUGCUAAGAAAUGGAUUGAUUAUACAACGAAAUAUGGUCUUGGGUAUGUCCUCUCUGAUGGUUCCAUCGGUGUCUUCUUUAAUGAUGCAACAAAGAUCAUCUGAGAUAGCUCAACUAAAGGUUUCCAAUACUACGAGAAGAAUAAAAGUAUGGAAGAUUCACCUAUCAAGCAUAGCUUGUCAGAGUAUCCUGACAAGUUUGAAAAGAAGGUUACCCUACUGCAUCAUUUCAAAAGCUAUCUUGAUCAGAACACCAAGCCUGAAGACAUAGAGCAUUCUUCUCCCUCAGGAAACUUGAUUUAUAUUAAAAAGUGGAUAAAGACUCGCCAUGCGAAGAUCUUUAGGAUGAGUAACAAAGUUGUUCAGGUUUAUUUUAAAGAUAAGACUGAGAUCCUUCUCUGAUCCACUAAUAGGCAGAUUACAUACACUGACAAACAAGGGCAGAGGAACACAUACCCUCUUGAGGCAGCUUUGGAGAGUACUAAUGAGGAGAUGAACAAGCGGAUGCAGUACACCAAGAACAUCCUGAGUCAUCUUCUACAGAAUAACCCAAACUCUAGAGGGAGUCAUAGAGCUAAAACUGGGGAAGCAACUUCUCCUAGGCAUGAAAUAGUCGUUUAG
Moneuplotes crassus is the source of this 1797-nucleotide messenger RNA. The record is from the annotation of a GenBank genome assembly. Lineage: Eukaryota; Ciliophora; Spirotrichea; Euplotida; Euplotidae.